Messenger RNA from Diaporthe citri, 942 nucleotides. RefSeq lists its product as uncharacterized. Bases 1 to 942 code for a protein of 313 amino acids. The record is from RefSeq and is a predicted model, not a curated record. Lineage: Eukaryota; Fungi; Ascomycota; Sordariomycetes; Diaporthales; Diaporthaceae. The transcript is spliced from 4 exons.
AUGAAGGCCAUAACCCUGCUCGCCUCUGUGCUCCCUGCCGUGUCAGCAGUAGACUGGUCCCUCACAGGCUACAGCUCGAACAACUGCGACAGUGCGACUGCUGUGUACGAGAAUGGGUCGGAUGGCGUCAACUUCACCUGCUAUUCGUUCGAACAGACGGUUCACAGCGCCGACUUCGAGGGCAACAACUUCUGGUGCUUGUAUCUGUUCGCGGACGGCGAGUGCGGGCAGGAGACGAAGUACUUGGCGACGGGAGCGACGGGAUGCCAGUGUGCUGUCUUUUACAAGAGCGAGUAUCAUGCGGGGUGCCCUCACCUCACUGCAUCUCAAAUGGCUCUGCCUUGGUCACAGUCUGCUACUUUGCAACACUUCACCGAUGUUCAGUUUCAUCACAGGAUGGAGACGUCUACCUACAUAAUCCUGGCACUGCUGGCCAUUUUCCUGUUUGGCCCGGCCCUCUUCAGGGACAACUCGCCCAUCCCGGAGACGUCGGGCAACGUGCACAAGAUCACCAAGGCGGCCGAGCUCGACGCGCUGCUGAAGUCCACCAGCAACGUGGUCGUCGACUUCUACGCGGACUGGUGCCCGCCCUGCCGCUCGAUCGCGCCCAUCUUCUCCAAGCUGGCCGACAAGCACGCGCUCAAGGGCCACCUCGCCUUCGCCAAGGUCAACGUCGACCACGUCAACGACGUCGCGGGCCGCUACGGCGUCUCGGCAAUGCCGACCUUUGUUUUCUUCGAGGGCGCGAAGCCCACGCCCGUGCCGGCGAGGCUGGCGAAGCAGAGCCCUUCUGUUGUCAUGGUGGACGGGGGUGUUGAGAGGAUCCGGGGGGCUGACCCGAUGUCGCUCACGGCCGUGACGGUGGCGUUGUACGCCAAGGUCAAGGGCGCUGCUGGUGUUACCGAUGCUGCAGAUGGCGAUGAGAAGGCCGCGGAGUCCUAG